CACGUCGACGCCAACGGCCACCCCACGCCCGCAGUGCACAGGCUCAGUGCGCAAUCCAAUAUUGCCUGCAAACGCUCCGCCGGGGCUCCUAUCCGGGCUGCCGGGGGCGUGGCACUGCCAUCCUUGCUUACCCACGCUCCACCACACGUCCGUCCAUGAGCACCCAGCCGCAAGGCUUCGCAAAUUUACCCGCACUAGAGAACGCAGCAGUCAUGGCCCUUCAUUCUGCCCCGGCUCCUCCGUCUGUUUUGGUCUGUGACUUGCCUCGCCCGUUGCAUAUUUCAACCCUGCCCCCACCGCCGCCCGUCAUAGCCGUCGUCGAGCCAGCCUUUCCUGUCGUUUCUGUCCAUCCCGUUCCCCUUCUCUCUCUUUCACCAUGUCGGACACUUCCAAGGACUUUACCAUCGCCAUUGAUGAGGAGCCCAAGUCCUACUACAGUCCGGCCCCGUCGACCAAUGACCUGCCCGAACGGGACCAGCCCCAGACGCGUCCGAGCUUCUGGACCAAGCUGUCCGAUUUCAUCACUGAUUGGACUCCCUUCGGCCUCGUUGCUUCCUACUUCGUCUUCUCCGUCUGCAUUUACAUGGUCUGCACCGAGACUCUCAUCUCCGUCUUCUGGUUCGUUUACCUUGCCACCAACUUCUACAUCUCUGCCGCCACCGUGCUCGAGGCUUUCAUGAGCCUCGAGCCGUGUAGGCAGGCCCGAAGUGUGGUCCAGAAGGCUCAAGAGGCCAACUGGAAGUUCCCGACGCCGGACGACCAAGUUCCCAUUCUUGAUCUCCUCGUCGUGGCCUACCUGCCCAAUGAGAAGGACAUCAUCAUGGAUCGGGCCAUGCAUGCCCUGACACGGGUCGUGUAUCCCGUUGAUCGCAUCCGAAUCAACAUUCUCUACAACACGCCCAAGCCAAUCGAGCCCUUGGAGACUGAAUUGAGGGAGCUGUGUCUCAAGCAUUCUCAGCUCAGAGUCAUCAAGGUGCCCAACUCGACGUCAAAAGCCGACAACCUCAACUAUUUCUUCAGUCUUGACACUGGUGCUGAUAUCGUUGCCAUCUACGACUGUGACCACUACCCGCAUCCUCAUGGCCCUCGCUGGGCGGUCGAGCGCUUCUGUCAGGACAAGAAGGUCGACAUUGUGCAAGGCCGCUGUGUCGUCUUCAACUCUAAAGACUGUUUGUUGGCGGCCAUGAUUUCAGUCGAAUUCGACAAGAUCUAUGCCGUGUCUCACCCGGGCCGUGCAACCUUGUGGGACUUCGGUCUCUUUUGUGGGUCCAACGGCUACUGGCGCGCUUCGCUGUUGAAGGACCUCAAGAUGGACGGCGAUAUGCUCACAGAGGACAUUGACUCCGCUCUGAGAGCCGUUUCCCGCGGCGCCAAUACCGUCCACGACCUCAACGUCGUUUCUUAUGAGCUUGCUCCAACGACACUGCAGGGCUUCUGGAAGCAGCGUUUGCGGUGGGCUCAGGGAUGGUGCCAGGCCAGCAUCAAGCACCUCAAGCUCGCGUACAGAAAGUCUCCUGAUGGAACUCCGCGCAGCCCCAAGGUUCGAUUCGGCUUGUUGUCUCUGCUGCUCAUCCGCGAGCUCAGCUACUACCUGGUCACCCAGUUCACCUGCCUGAUGAUCGGCUUCAUCAUCACCAAGUUUCCCAAGGACCCCGUUGGGCUUGCGCGCUUGAUCUGGUUCGGGUACUCGGUCUCCGUCUGGCUCUUCAUCAUUAGCGUCGUGUGCUUGAUUGCCACCUUGUGGAUCACGAUGCGGGUGCGGUCUGAAUUCGUUAAUCUCAGGAUGAUUAUCGUAUUCUCCAUCCUGUACCCGUUUUACCUCGUCAUCAACGCCACGAUAGGGUUGUACGGGCAUGCGCGGCAAAUCGUAAACUACAACUCGUGGAAUCCAACGGCACGGUCCUAAGGGGCGGCCGUGCAGUCUUGAUUUUCUUUUCUCGUUUAUGCAGGUCUGCAAGCAAGGCGGACACACCCCUGCGCAUUGCAGGGUGCGUCCGGCGCAUCAUGUACAUGGUUCCUAAUUUGGGCGUUGCGGAUGGAACAUUCCUGAAGCCGGCUUCGAUCGCACAGCAUAUAAUUGAUGGUACUUGGGCCAGCGUUUUAAGAUAGAUGAGCGAUGCAAUCCAAAACCGCCACGGACGUGGCUGAGAACGGCGUG
Messenger RNA from Aplosporella prunicola CBS 121167, 2158 nucleotides. RefSeq names its product glycosyltransferase family 2 protein. The transcript has 2 exons. Bases 377 to 1906 code for a protein of 509 amino acids. NCBI's taxonomy places the organism in Eukaryota, Fungi, Ascomycota, Dothideomycetes, Botryosphaeriales, Aplosporellaceae. The record is from RefSeq and is a predicted model, not a curated record.